Molecule: messenger RNA, 1190 nt
Organism: Talpa occidentalis (Iberian mole)
Lineage: Eukaryota; Metazoa; Chordata; Mammalia; Eulipotyphla; Talpidae
Gene: ECI1
Product: enoyl-CoA delta isomerase 1
Exons: 7
Coding region: 1-897 (298 amino acids)
Biological process (GO): fatty acid beta-oxidation
Cellular component (GO): mitochondrion
Molecular function (GO): enoyl-CoA hydratase activity
Source: RefSeq, a predicted model, not a curated record
AUGGCGCUGAUGGCGGGGCUGCGCGCUCUGCUCCGCGCCGGGUCCCGGCUCCGGGGCGCGGCCCUCGCACGGACGGAGGCGGCGGCCGGCUUCGGGGACGGCGUGCGGCGCUUCGGGAGCCAGCGGGUGCUGGUGGAGCCGGACCCGGCCGCAGGGGUCGCGGUGGUGAAGCUGAAGAACCCCCCAGUGAACAGCCUCAGCCUGGAGCUGCUGACCGAGCUCGCCAUCAGCCUGGAGAAGCUGGAGAAUGACAAGACCUUCCGCGGCGUCGUCCUGACCUCGGACGUCCGCGGGAUCUUCUCGGCGGGCCUGGACCUCACGGAGAUAUGCGGGCGGAACCCGGCCCACUACGCGGAGUUCUGGAAGGCUCUGCAGGAGCUGUGGCUGCGGCUCUACCUGUCCAACAUGGUCGUGAUCGCCGCCAUCAACGGGGCCUCUCCGGCCGGAGGCUGCCUCAUGUGCCUCAGCUGCGACUACCGGGUCCUGGCCGACAACCCCAAGUGCGUCAUCGGGCUGAACGAGACCCGGCUGGGAAUCGUUGCCCCGUUCUGGUUCAAGGACUCCAUGCUGAACACCAUCGGGCACCGGGCCACGGAGCAGGCCCUGCAGCUGGGGACGCUCUUCCCGCCGGCGGAGGCCCUGCGGGUGGGCCUGGUGGACCAGGUGGUGCCCGAGGACCAGGUGCAGAGCGCGGCGCUCUCGGCGAUGGCCCGGUGGUUGGCCAUUCCAGACCACGCCCGGCAGCUGACCAAGAGCAUGAUGCGCAAGCCCACGGCUGACCGCCUGGCCAAGCAGCGCGAGGCCGACGUCCAGAGCUUCGUCAGCUUCGUGUCCAGAGACUCCAUCCAGAAGGCCCUGCGGACGUACCUGGACAGGCUCAGGCAGAAGAAGGGUUGAGGGCAGCUCCCGGCGGCUCGGCCACCCCGCUGGGCCCUGGGGCCAGUUGGACCCCAGCUGGAAAGCACGCUCAGCUGUAUCUUGCUGGUCCCCCCUCAAGGCCCGGCGCCCCAAGGCCCUGCACCCCCAUGUGUGCCUUCCUGCCUGGUGGGCCCGGCCGAGGGCGGCUGGGGCGUCAGUCUGGACCUCGACCACGUCACCAGGCGUCUCCUUGUCAGGACAGAAAUGUGAAUAAAGUCCUCGGUUGGCCUGUCCCGCCGCUGGAAUGUCUGAUGGCUGGAGGGGCCGGGCCA